ACCCCUGAGGAUCCCGGUCCACGCGGAGGAGUGGGGCUUUUCACCGCCGCCGCCGCCGCCCUCGGACCUCUCCCGGGAUACUUCACAUUUCCCUAGGGACGGGAGCCCGAGGGGUCCGUUCGGCCCUCUUCCUCUCGCUGGGCCGACACCCCGCUGUAGGACCGUAACCCUUAGUCCCAAUGCCUCCGUAAGCGGAGUUGAGUGGGUGCCUGUGGUUGGAGCUGUGGAGGUGUCCCCGGUGGCGAGCGCGGCCAGAACUGCGGUCACUUAAGUUUUCCGUGUGCGGGUUGCAAGGAGCGUGCGUGCGUCUGGUAUAAUUUGGCUUCCUGAGAUUCUGCCUUAGCAAGAAAGGAGUGGGAAAUACCCUUGGAAAGAAAACUAAAACAGUAAGAAAGCCAAAACUUAUUUUUACAUGGUUGUCAGCACAUUUACCGAUAUGGACACUUUUCCCAAUAAUUUUCCUCCUGGUGGAGACAGUGGAUUGACAGGUUCUCAGUCGGAGUUCCAGAAAAUGUUAAUUGAUGAAAGGUUACGAUGUGAGCAUCAUAAAGCUAAUUAUCAGACACUGAAGGCUGAACACACAAGGUUGCAGAAUGAACAUGUAAAGUUACAAAAUGAACUCAAGCACCUGUUUAAUGAAAAGCAAACUCAGCAGGAAAAACUUCAGCUCCUGCUUGAAGAACUAAGAGGAGAAUUAGUAGAGAAAACUAAAGAUUUAGAAGAAAUGAAACUGCAGAUAUUAACUCCACAAAAAUUGGAAUUGCUAAGAGCCCAAAUACAACAAGAAUUAGAAACUCCAAUGAGAGAACGUUUUAGGAAUCUAGAUGAAGAGGUAGAAAAGUAUAGAGCUGUAUAUAAUAAGCUUCGCUAUGAACAUACAUUUCUCAAGUCAGAAUUUGAACACCAGAAGGAAGAGUAUGCACGUAUUUUAGAUGAAGGAAAAAUAAAAUAUGAAUCAGAGAUUGCAAGACUGGAGGAAGAUAAAGAAGAACUACGUAACCAGCUGCUUAAUGUUGAUCUCACAAAAGACAGCAAACGAGUGGAACAACUUGCUCGAGAAAAAGUCUAUUUGUGUCAAAAAUUAAAAGGUUUAGAGGCUGAAGUAGCGGAAUUAAAGGCUGAAAAGGAGAAUUCUGAGGCUCAGGUGGAAAAUGCCCAAAGAAUACAGGUGCGGCAGUUGGCUGAGAUGCAGGCUACAGUCAGAUCCCUGGAGGCUGAAAAACAAUCAGCUAAUUUACGGGCAGAACGUUUGGAAAAAGAGCUACAAUCAAGCAGUGAACAAAAUACCUUUUUAAUUAAUAAAUUGCAUAAAGCUGAACGAGAAAUAAAUACAUUGUCCAGUAAAGUAAAAGAACUUAAACAUUCAAACAAACUGGAAAUAACAGACAUCAAACUGGAGACAGCAAGAGCUAAGAGUGAGCUAGAAAGAGAAAGGAAUAAGAUUCAAAGUGAACUGGAUGGAUUACAGUCAGACAAUGAAAUUCUCAAAGCAGCUGUUGAACAUCACAAAGUGCUCUUAGUAGAAAAGGAUCGUGAAUUAAUACGUAAAGUACAAGCUGCCAAAGAAGAAGGUUAUCAAAAACUUGUGGUAUUACAAGAUGAAAAGUUAGAACUCGAGAACAGAUUAGCAGAUUUGGAGAAAAUGAAAGUGGAACAUGAUGUCUGGAGGCAAUCUGAAAAGGAUCAGUAUGAAGAGAAAUUGCGGGCUUCACAGAUGGCAGAAGAGAUCACCAGGAAGGAGCUUCAGAGUGUUAGGUUAAAACUUCAGCAACAAAUUGUGACUAUUGAAAAUGCAGAGAAGGAAAAAAAUGAAAAUUCUGACCUAAAACAGCAAAUCAGUAGUUUGCAGAUCCAAGUGACUUCACUUGCACAGUCAGAGAAUGACUUGCUGAAUUCAAACCAAAUGCUGAAGGAAAUGGUGGAGAGAUUAAAACAAGAAUGCCGAAAUUUUAGAAGCCAAGCUGAAAAAGCGCAACUAGAAGCUGAAAAGACAUUGGAAGAGAAACAGAUACAGUGGUUGGAAGAAAAGCAUAAGCUUCAUGAGCGUAUCACAGACAGAGAAGAAAAGUACAAUCAAGCUAAGGAGAAACUGCAGCGAGCUGCAAUUGCCCAGAAAAAGAGAAAAUCUCUUCAUGAAAACAAAUUGAAAAGACUACAAGAGAAAGUAGAAGUCUUGGAGGCAAAGAAAGAAGAAUUGGAAACAGAAAAUCAGGUCUUAAAUAGACAAAAUGUUCCUUUUGAAGACUAUACAAGGCUUCAAAAAAGACUAAAAGAUAUACAGAGAAGACAUAAUGAAUUUCGAAGUCUAAUUUUGGUUCCUAACAUGCCUCCAACAGCAUCUAUCAAUCCUGUUAGCUUUCAGUCAUCAGCCAUGGUUCCAAGCAUGGAACUACCAUUUCCUCCUCAUAUGCAGGAGGAACAACAUCAAAGGGAACUCUCUCUACUUCGCAAAAGACUAGAAGAACUGGAAACAACACAAAGAAAACAACUAGAGGAACUUGGAUCUUCCGGAGAAUGAUGUUCUUGGAGAACAGGCAGAUCAAAAGAGGGCCGAAUGAAAGUCAAGAGAAAAGCCUAGUUCUUAUACCAACCUGAAUUAAAGAGAGAAGAAACAAGAAAGAAAAUUCAGUUUCAGAAGUUCCGUAGAAGCAGCAUGAGGCCAGUUAGAAGUGCAAGUCUGAGGGAAACUUCUGAUCUAAGCUUCUUUCCAAGCCAGAGUCAGCAGCCCUGGGACAUUCUGCCUGACGUUCCCCUUUGAGCUGCGCUUGCCCAUCCAGCCUCCCCUCUUCACUCUGCUCCCCUUUUCCUUUCCCCACAAAGAUCCAUAAAUCACAGCUUCCUGGAUCAAGGGAUCUGCUACUCUAACAGAAGAGUAAGGGGUGGAGGACAGGGUAACGAGAGCCUUUUUCCAUUUAAAAAAAAAAAAAAGUAAUGGAGAUAAUUUUCUCAAAUUUAGGUUUCUCUCACCAAUUUUUCUAUACUUGCUAGCAUUUGCUAACGUUUUGUCCAUCCUAGAAUCAAGUAUGAAGAGCUGUCUGAUUUAGCCCAAGAUAACUGAUUUUAGUAUUCACAGUAUUUGCGGGUGCAGGGUUGGGGGUGGGGGUGGGUGUUGUGUGUUGGCAAAGAGCCCCAUGAGUUUCAGACUUGUAAAUAGUGGCAAGGCAUUUCCAUUGCUGUGUCCCAGAAGGGGAGGAAAGAGGCCAACCUGUUUGUGGGUUUGUGGGAGGGAGGAUUCUGGUUCCUAUUCUCUACUAUGUCAAGCUCUAGAUUAAAGGCCAACAAACUUUCUGCAAAGGGCCAGAAAGUAUUUAAGACUUAAAACUCAUAUGAUCUCUGUGACAACUACUCCACUCUGCACUGUAGCAGGAAAGCAGCUAUAGACAAUAAGGAAAUGAACAGGUGUUCCAAUAGAACUUUAUAAAAAUAGGCAGAGGGGCCACAUUUGGCCCACAGGCUGUUGUUUGCUGGUCCCUGCUCUAGAUAACAGUACCUUCAAAUGGAAUGCUAACUUUGACAAUAGCAACAAGACAAAUCUGGAAAAUGCUUUCUAUCUCCGCCAUGACUUGUGAUAAAAUUUACCAUUCUCUGAGGGGUACAAAUAUAAAUAAUGAUCCUAACAAUAACAUAAUAGAGUCACAUUUGAGCUAUAAAGAAAAAAAGUAAAUACUUUUAUAUUUAGAUAACUAAAUUAUUUUCUAAUUCCAAGAUUACAGGCAUGAGAAGAAAGUGUAUGAAGAGGAAAGUCAUUUAAAGCACCCAUUACAUGUUAAUUUUUCAUUUUCCAUGACUUGCCAUCAACGAGGGAAUGACUUACCUAAAAUGAUUGUAAAAAGUGGUUUCACUCUUUGAUCAGGAAGCUCAGAACACUAACUAUGAAGUUAGUAAUGGUUUCAGUACUAUUGCAAGUCAUAAUGGAAAUGAUUUGCACUAUGGUAGAGAGAAAAAUAAAAAGCUCAAGAAUUGUUAAUUAACUUCACUGUUUCUCCACAAAUGGUAGGAGUAUUAAAAACAAGAUUGCUGAAGUGCAAACAUCAGGAUUUAAUGAACAAUGGAAUGUAAUUGAAGUAACAGAGAAUGACUUAAUCGGGACAGUGGGUUGUUUAAUUACGGGGCUAAUGGAUCUUCUGCAAGGACAAACUAAAUGGAACAGAAGCAGCCAGCACUGGUAGGCAGAGCACUGUUAAAGGAAGUAUACUAGUAAGAAACUCCUGGUGGAGACACCUAGGGCUCUGUUGUAUAUGAGAUAUUUUAUUAAACGUAAUUGUCCCAAAAUGGUAACUGCUAGAGAAAGAGACAGACUGGGGUAGGCUGGCAUAAACCUUCAAUAAAUCAAAUUGGAGGCAUUAAUAUUUCUGCAGGCAUGUACUUGUGCUUUUUCAAGAAUUUCUAAUAAUCUUGAAAACUUUCUUAUAGAUAGGAGAAUGAAGGCAAUAAUAUUUUUGUCGGAACAGUUUUCCAGGGUGCCAAGAUGCUCUCUCUCAGAUACAGCAGAUUGGCAAGCUCGUUUUCUAAGAGUUCAAAAAACCAUUUCACACUUAACUUUGAUUACAAGUCAACCUUCUCUUGCUAAUUCAGCACGCUUGCUACGAGUUAUUGGUUUUUCUCAUCUCUUCCUGAAAGUGAAGCAAAUGUCCCUUCUCCCAUGUGAAAUCCUCAAACUUUCACUAACUCCUCCAAAGUUCCACUCUUGACAAAACGUAAGCUGAGUGAGUCUGAGAUACUCCAUCAACAAAAUCAAACAUGUUCAAAAUUUUGCAAAGGGGAAAAAAACCCAGCAGAGCAAUAGGUCUUAUUAUCGGCCGGAUGCAGUUGCUCACACCUGUAAUCCCAGCACUUCGGGAGGACAAGGCAGGUGGAUCACUUGAGGCCAGGAGUUCAAGACCAGGCUAGCCAACACGGCGAAAACCCGUUUCUACUAAAAAUACAAGCAUUAGCCUGGCAUGAUGGCAGGUGCCUAUAAUCCCAGGUAUUUGGGAGGCUGAGGCAGGAGAAUCGCUUGAACCCCAGAGGCGGAGGUUGCAGUGAGCCAAGACUGCGCCACUGCACUCCAGCCUGCACUAGAGUGGUAUUCCUUAAAUUAAAAAAAAAAAAAAAAAAAAAAAAGGUCUUAUUCUCUUCCAGCUGUCUGAUCUGAAUUCCUAGAUAUUAAGGAAAGACUAAAGUCCUGUGUGUGCACAGCCCUACCCCUGGUGCUGACAUUAGGGAGGAUGCAGAUAUCAGGGCAUUCUGUCUCACUGUUGCCUCAUUAAACACCAGCCUGGAAUGCUUGAUAGAGAAGGAUGGUUUCUUAUGGUCCUGGAGGAAGUAUGGCUCUAGGGGACUUUGCUUGGAUUUUUGGCAAGACAGAGGAAUUUUCUUCUCAAUAUGCAAGAAGAGAACAUUACUUCCCAGGGCCUCUUUGUUAGUGUCAUGAUUUCAUGUAUAAGAAAUUGGCAAGAUGCCUUUAUGUUCUAGAAAAUCCCCCACACCUCAGGGAGAACACAUCCUCAUCUGAGAGGUGUGAAAGCUAACUUUUAGAUUGCUAUAUGAGGUGCUGUGCUUCUGAGCAUUUAGCUGAACACGAGUGUGGGGGCCUUUUUUCCAAACGUGUCCCUGCCUUGGCACCAGGUUCUGUCAUUUCAAGUGGUUCGUGAGGAUGCUCUUGAUUUCCGACUUUCCUUUCCUUGAAAGAAUCUGCCCCCAACCUCCCACCUCCCCAGCACACAAGGACACACAGAAUCAGUUUGUUCACCGCACCUUGGUUUUCAAUUACAUAAACCACCUCAGGCAAAUUUGGGAAAUCAAGUCCUAAAAUGGCUGGGUGUACAUGCUUGGGAGGGGUAGGUGGGGGAAGUGAAAAAGAAGGGGAGGAGGGAAGGGAGGAAGAAAGAAAAUUAGAAAUAUGGUGGUUCAGGCUGGGGGAAAUGCCUGAAAGGAAAUGAAAAACUUAAAUUUUUUAUAUUGACCUUCUGCUAACAGUUUGUCACACAAGCAUAGAACGGAUCAUGUGCCUUCUCUGCAGCUUCUCGUACAACUGCCAACCAUGAAAGGGGGGCUGGGCCAGGCCCCAUAAGAGGCACUAACAAUCAUUUUUAAAGGCAAGGCCCCUAAAAACAAGUGGCCCAUUCCUUUUCAAGGCUCAAAUCUUAUGUACCGGCAAAUCUGAAUUUGAAAAGGAAGAUUUAUGUGGAUUUCUGAAAUCAUGAUUUUCCAUUACCCUUUUCCCCAGGGGCUAUAAAGAAAAAAAAAUUUCAAGAGUCGACAUGAAUUCCUUCAGCAUCAAGUAACAUUAUGAUGAUGAGUCGAGUGUUAACAAAUCAGAAACACAUGGUCUUAAUUGACUGUGAAAUAAAUAAUGUUUCGAAAUGAAAGGGAGAAAACACGUUCAGAUGUAAAGCAUUAAAAAGGCUUCAAAACCUCAAAAGUUGCCUCAGACAUCUGACCUCUUCCUGAUUCCAACCCAUCUUCUCCUUUCCUGUCUUUCCUGUUUGGGUCCGGUGUUGUCUCAUGACUGAAAUGCUGGAGGAUUCCCGACUAUAAUCAUUUGCAAAUAUUUCUCUUUGGAGACCUUUGGGGCUUCUAAAACGUCUUAAAGUAAAGGCAUGAACAUCUUCUAGGUUAGGAAUAACAAGCCCAGGAUCAGCGAAAGGUGAGUCAACAGGCCCUGUGCAAAGUUUGUCUCUUGUUCUCCAAGAUACCCAGUGGUGUCCAGGCUGAACACACAUCAGAGAUAUCUGGAAGGUUUACAAAAUACAUCCACGCCUGGGCUCCCUCCCCAGAGAUUCUGAUUCAGUCAGUCCCGAGGGAAAGCCCGGGCACUGGUAUAUUUGCACCUGCAUUUUAAACAAGGGUUCAAUGAGAUCUGGAUCAAAUGGAAUAAAGUUUUAGGUAGCACUCACAUGCCUGGCAAUGUUCUAAGUGCUUUUUAUAAUACUGACUCUUAAUCCUCAAAACACCUCAUGAGAUGGGUAGGAACCAUGACCAUCAUUUCCAUUUCACAUGUGAGGAGAAUGAGGCAUAGAGAGGUUUAGAAACUUGCCCAACAUUACACAGCUAACCAGUGGCAGAGGCAGGAUUCCAAAAUGUCUGGCCCCAGAGUCCAUGCUGUUAACCACUCUACCAACAGUUGUUAAGCAGCACCCGCAGCAUCAGGAAGCUGGUUAGGGAAGUGAAUUCUCAGGCCACAGCCUGGAUUUACUGCAUCGGAAACUCCAGCAUGCUGCCUAGCGACUGGUGUUUAGUGAGCUUUCUGGGCGAUUCUGCUAGAUGCUCAAGUUUGAGAACCAAUGCAGCCCACUCUCCGGCCUCUCAGAUGUGGAUGGGUGUAUUGAUACAAUUCAGAACGCUGAGAAGUGUUGACUUUCAGCUCAGCUUCCCGCUCUCGGAUGGCAGCUGUGCAUGGUGCCAUCUUUGAUGGAGAAGUGAGCCGCAUCUGGCAGUGGCAGAAAACUUGAAACAGCUGACCUACGGACUAUUCUCCCACCAGAGGACAUAACCAUAACACGCUCCACGGCAAAGUGGUGCCUUCUCCAAUUAGGGAAUGAAUUCUUCCCAGAUGACACUGCAGUCCCCACCAUCCAGAGCAAAGCCACAGAAGACUCAGCUCUCUUAAUGAGCAAUUCCCAAACCCCACUGUAAUCUUUUCCUCCUCCACUAACGAGAUCGUGAAGAAGCCCAGAAUCUUCAUAAAGCUAAAGAUCAAACCAAAACACAGCAAUCUCUUCUCCAAGUCUCUACUAACAGAAAAGCAUAGAAAAUUCCUAAUUCUAAAGUUACCUUCCCUGCUUGGCUCCCUCUCUGAAAUUCCCAAAUGUGCCCCAAACUGGGCUUUCUUUCUUUCUUUAGGAAGAGCAUGGGGUGGGUGCGGUGGGGAUGAAUUAGAAAGAAGUUCUCAAGCGGGUGAAACCCUCCAGCAGCUAGGCAAUCAUCUUCCUGUAGUGAUUUACAGCGUUCCUCUAAAAAUAUCUAUGAGAUCACAGUACAUUAAGUGCAUGACACCAAACAUUUGUAACUAAUCCAUGAAAAUAAAGGGCGUCACGUUGCAUGGGGAA
Molecule: messenger RNA, 8030 nt
Organism: Homo sapiens (human)
Lineage: Eukaryota; Metazoa; Chordata; Mammalia; Primates; Hominidae
Source: RefSeq, a predicted model, not a curated record